GUACUGUCUACAUCUUCAGUAGUACAUUCUACCGGCACUGUAAAAAAAAGCCUUGGCAUAAUUAUUAUCUAUAUAUUCAUUUCACACUUUCUUCUUUUGAAAAAAUCUAUUUUUUCUCCUCCCCAAUCGUUAAAAUGGAAAACAAUCCGCAGCAAACGGCGGUGACACAACCGGCGACGGCAGUGUCGUACCCAUCUCAGCCACAGUACCACCACCUCCUCCACCAGCAACAGCAGCAGCUCCAAAUGUUCUGGAACUGUCAACGGCAGGAAAUUGAGCAGGUGAACGAUUUUAAGAACCACCAGCUGCCUUUGGCUCGCAUUAAGAAGAUAAUGAAGGCUGAUGAAGAUGUGCGUAUGAUAUCGGCCGAGGCUCCAAUCCUCUUCGCGAAGGCGUGUGAGAUCUUUAUCCUCGAGCUGACAAUCAGAUCCUGGCUCCAUGCCGAGGAGAACAAGCGUCGUACGCUGCAGAAGAACGACAUAGCGGCUGCAAUCACGCGCACUGAUAUAUUUGAUUUUCUGGUGGAUAUUGUGCCGAGGGAUGAGAUCAAGGACGAGGCAGUGG
Messenger RNA from Olea europaea var. sylvestris, 564 nucleotides. Its product is annotated as nuclear transcription factor Y subunit C-1-like. Gene Ontology annotation, cellular component: nucleus. NCBI's taxonomy places the organism in Eukaryota, Viridiplantae, Streptophyta, Magnoliopsida, Lamiales, Oleaceae. Gene Ontology annotation, biological process: regulation of DNA-templated transcription. The transcript has a single exon. Gene Ontology annotation, molecular function: protein heterodimerization activity; DNA-binding transcription activator activity, RNA polymerase II-specific; DNA binding. The annotation marks the transcript as partial. The record is from RefSeq and is a predicted model, not a curated record.